UGCGCGAGUAGAGCAAAAUAUCCAUUAAAAAGCAAUCAAUAUAUGGAAAAUAAAUGCCAGUCACCCAGCCCCAUUCGUCCUCAUCUCAUUUCAUCUAGUUAAGAGCCUCUGCCAGCCGCAUAAUCUGAAUUUAAUUUACCCCGCAAAAACACACAGCUAAACAGAAGGGCACGAAACGAAACCAAACGAAACGAACUGCUGGAAAUAAGGCAAACAAAAACUGAAAAAUGUCAAAAACGAAAAUGAACUUUCCCAGGGGUUUGCUGGGUGGGUGCUUCCUAGGCUGUAGUGUUGGCUUGCGAAUGAAUGCCCAUUAAGUAGCACACCCAUAGAAAAAGGACCAAGGAGCUCAAGCUCAAGGUGAGUUUGCCAGAGAGAGACGGGACAUUCGGGCGCUAUCGAGAGAGUGGAAGAGAGAGAGCAAGCCAGCCGAAAAUAUUCCACACUGCAGCUUCGUUGGAUGGCAGCAGCAUAAAGGAGGAGCCGACAUGCAACUUUUAAGGCAGGGAGAACUGACAGCUGGCACCAACUUAUAACUCAAAGUGCUAUGGCUCUGUGGGCCCCAAGCAGUUCCUUUCUUUUUGCACCACGAACAAGCAAAACACACACAUACAUACACAUAUAGAGAGGGUGACGGUGAAAAGAUACAAAACUUGGGAAACGAGAGCGAAAAAGAAAAGUUUCAGUUACGUGCUGUUGCUUUUAAUUGAAUUUUUUCCCACUGUAGCUCCUGACUGCUGUAGCUUUUCCCUAACUGGCCGCUGUGGGCAGCCAAUGGUCCAAUGGCCUGACCAAGCACAUCCGCCCGCCACUUCCGCCGGUGCCCCUUUUCCCGCUUUCACACUCUUCCCACUUUUCCGAGGCCCAUCGCCCAACCUACUGCCUCCUUAGCAUCAGCAGACUCUAGCUGGAGGGCAGAUUUCUUGUUAUUUCCAACGCGCAGCCAAGUCGCAAGUCCUUAAGCGUUUUAUUUUGCUUCACACUGAUUUGCAGGCAACGGAGGUGUCCUGAGGACCCAUCCUUGCCACCCCCUUUACACUUGAAACUAAAGAUGGGGAUUACCGUCAUCUAAAUACAAGUUAUGCGAUCAUAAGACAUAAUUAAUACUUGACCUUUCUCGGGAACUUUCAGACGCGGCAACUUUUAAAUUAGAAUUGCAUUUUAUGGUCGAACUUAGGUCUUAAAUAUUCAAUAUUUUAAUGGCAGUCUUUUAAAAUUAUAAUAAUGCUGUUGUGACAAUGUGAGAUGAUUCAACAGGCCGACUUUUCAAAUAAUUAUUUUUAGCUACUCUUCGGCGUGAAGAAACUUUUCCGGCAGUGCAGCUUUCCUCGAUUUGCUGCUGCCAGUUUUUAUGCAGCAAGUUUUUAAUUAAGAAGUUUCAAUUUAACAUUGCCCAUAGACUGCACUUCGCUCUCGAAAAGCGCAUUAUCAUAAUAAUUUACUUACUCACUUAGUUGGAGGCGGGGCACUUCAGAGCAUAAUCGUCGACGGGAUUUUUUUCGAGGCCGCUCCACUCACUUGCUUCGUUCCCAAAGGCAAUGAGAUAGCUAUCAAUUUGGAAGUAUAUUUGAAUAUUUUGGAAAACAAUUGCUGUCGCACACUACGAAGCUAUUGAGGGACACGCGGUUAGGGGCCGCAUGCUGCGUUAUUGGUCCUCUUAAAGAUGCCAAGUCAUUGGCCAUGUCUUUUGAUCCUGCUUGUUUUAAUCGUACUCCUGCUAGCUGUUGGCGGAUACUACACUAUUAUUCACCCGAAACAGAUUCACCUGGAAAGCUGUUAUGACAAAGGCGGAGCCUGCCGAGAAACGUGGAACUGCGAGGAGAGGUACCGCAGUCGCGUUCGCACCACGUGUAUCAACAAACGAAAGGUCUGCUGCAUGUCCACGCUCCAGAUAAAGAGCCUUCAGGAUGCCGAGUACUACGCCGAGUGAAGGUCCUUUGGAUUGGAGACUGCCCAAGUCUAAACAGCCGAACAUGCCACUUUUAUUGCACACCUUAUCUUGUAUUGAAUGUAUCAUUUCGUAGGCAAUUUAUUACAAUGGAAUAAUGAAGUUAUAUUAGUAUUCCGGACAAGGCGAUUCUAAAUUUUUAGUUAUCACUAAGGCGAUUUUCUAAAUUAGAUGGUGUGACAUUCUGUAUGAGCAUCUUUCAAAUCGUUUUUAUUACCCUUUAACUAUGUUUUGUACCUAAGAUAGUAAAAUUAUAUAUAUUCAUUACCUUUUUCACGUAUAACGUCAUGAAAAUUAAAGUCGGCUUGUUUUCUUCGCAGUGCCUACGUUGCCGCCACUCACAUUCACUUCAACGUCCAACUCGAUCCAAUUAUCUGGCCCACUAUCAGUUCCACUGGUCCAUCAAUUGAAUCGUUAUGCCUGCGAUAAGUUUAACAUUCUGUCUGGCCAGCAUCCUUUGGCCGUGCACCAUCCGUGAGUCCAUGCCCCGCCUCUCUGCUCCGGAAGGCCCUGGGCUAAUAUAGUGAGUUUGCUUUGCCAUUUUCCCCACCAAUAAUACUCGCAACUCAUUUGUCUGCUGGCCGGGACUGCUUAGCCGAAUCGCCAUCCCCAUUCCUAUCCCCAUUCCCAUCCCGAUGCCAAUCCAUUCCCACGGGGCACUCGACGAGCAACACUUGGCUUUGUCCCACACAAAUCCUCCGACACCCUCCUGCCACUUUUCCCAUCUCUAAUGAAGCGCAAAUGUUGAUGUAAAAAUUUAAUUUAGUUCGUAACCCAACGAUGCCACACACGCAGGUCCUUGCGACUUGGCUGGGAAAAUGGCUGGGGCGAAUGGAAUGUCCAAAUGUUUAUGCAUCGUGUGGCGAAACGCGUGUUUACCUUCUAAUGUGUGCGUGACAUGGACCCAUGGGUUAUAUAUGCGCGCACACACACAUGCAGUGAACAUUACGUAUACGCAGGGAUGUCCUUCGCUCCCUAUGCUGGCAACACAAAAAAUAAUAAUAAACGAUGCCACCACGUACAUGUAUUAAAAACAAAGCGCAGCACAGAAAACGCUGACAGGCCCUUUGCCUUGGGUUGCUCCAGCUCCAGUUUCAGCUCCAGCACCAG
Molecule: messenger RNA, 3058 nt
Organism: Drosophila sechellia
Lineage: Eukaryota; Metazoa; Arthropoda; Insecta; Diptera; Drosophilidae
Exons: 3
Coding region: 1664-1930 (88 amino acids)
Source: RefSeq, a predicted model, not a curated record